This is a messenger RNA of Crotalus tigris (Tiger rattlesnake), 2991 nucleotides long. RefSeq names its product SREBF pathway regulator in golgi 1 (gene SPRING1). Gene Ontology annotation, biological process: positive regulation of SREBP signaling pathway. Bases 170 to 787 code for a protein of 205 amino acids. The record is from RefSeq and is a predicted model, not a curated record. NCBI's taxonomy places the organism in Eukaryota, Metazoa, Chordata, Lepidosauria, Squamata, Viperidae. The transcript has 5 exons.
GAGGGGUAGGGGGCUCCCAGGGGCUGACGGCCCUGGGAAUGGGGCGGGGGGCCCCUUUCCCCGCUCCCAGCCCGGGUCCGCGAGGCCAAGGAAGGGCCCGAUCCUCCGCCCGCUCGCCCCGGCGCCGGGGAGACGCGCGCUCGCCGGCUGGCGCCGAGCCUCCCUCCAGAUGGUGCAGCUGGUAGCGCUGCUGUGGCGGAGGCUGCUGCGCAAGCGAUGGGUGCUGGGCCUCGUCUUCGGCCUCUCGCUCAUCUACUUCCUCAACAGCACCUUCAAGCAGGAAGAGAGAGUGCUGCGGGAUCGGAAUUUCCUCCAAGGUCAAGAUGAAGACCACCCCAUUGCCUGGAAAGUCCAUUUUAGCUUGGCGAACAGCAGCCAGCCGAAUAACCAGUGUCGGAACUCUGUCCAAGGAAAAUUGUUGAUCACAGAUGAGUUGGGCUACAUCUGCGAAAGGAAGGACCUGCUGGUGAAUGGGUGUUGCAACGUGGAGGCGCCCGGCGUCAAGUUGUACAGCUGUGACAGCUGCCUGCCCAGUGGAUGUUGCAGCGUUUACGAGGCCUGUGUGUCCUGCUGCUUACAGCCCAACAAGCAACAGCUCCUUGAGCAUUUUCUAAGCCGAGCGGCGGUGGCCUUCCGCAAUCUCUUCAUGGCUGUGGAAGAUCAUUUUGAGCUCUGCCUGGCUAAAUGCAGGACCUCCUCACAGAGCGUGCAGCAUGAAAACACCUAUCGCAACCCCAUUGCAAAAUACUGCUAUGGGGAGUUCCCCCCAGACCUUCUGUCAGUAUGAAAGAGCUCGAGAAACUGACCAAGGACUUAAGAUGAGACUUGCAACGUGGCAGAGAGAGAUACACAACUUGGCAAUCAGCUGGUUGGCUUCCUUUGCUUAAGACUGAUUUCCUUUUGGCAGCCCGCAACUUCACCUUCUGGAAGAACUUGAGUUAGCCUGCUGCCCGGUCCUUGCAGCUGCAAAGCGGAGCAAAACGGGUGGAAAUCCACAAAUAACUGGAUUCAAAGGUUUGCCUCAAAGACUCAGCUGAAAUUUGGACAUAGGCAUUAAGUUCCUAAUCAACGAUCAGUCACGUGGGACCACUUGUAGAUUGAGAAAGCCAGCAGAAUGGCCAAGAGUGUAGACAGGCAUCUGCAUUAAAAUACCCCCGGACAGAGUUCUGAAUUCAUUAGAAAAGAGAAGGGGGCAAAUUCUCCCCUUAGAUGGAAGUUUAAUACUUGAGGUCAACUGAUUGCCUUGAUCUUUGACCUCCCUUUUCUAAGAUUGGUCGUCAAUUCCGUGAAAGAAGAAUCAAUUUCAGUAUCUGGGUGAUGAUACGCACGUUAUCUACUCGGUUCUGAUUUUCCCAAGUUGAUGUCCUCUCUGUUGGGUUACAGUUCUCGUCCUUCUCAAUAAGUUACGGCCGUGAUGGCAACUGGGUGACCGCCUAGGCUGCGGAAGGCAGAUGGGAGGAGAUUGCAAGAAUCCGGGACUUCUGAGAAACAUCGAAACUUAAAUUUUCAGCCAGCAGGAUUUCAGCCAGAAAAUUUCCUAUUUUUCUGACUUUCGACAUUGCUUGAAUAUUGGAGAAAAAAUCGAAUGUCUAGAUACGGGCAAUGGGGUCUCUAAGGAAAAGAGCUUUUAAAAAGAUUAAGAUAGAUUUAUGGAAAGAGAAGACUACCUCCGGUUAUUAAUCAUCAGGGCAUUUUGUUCUGAAGUGGGAAGAGGGGGUGUGAACUGUUUGCUUCAUGCUUCUCCGUCUGCUUGGUCUCUCUAAAAAAGAAGGCACUAUGUCAAAAACAGAAAAAAACACCUCUUAAACUGAACAACAGAAGGAAUUAUUAGAUUAAGGCAAAGGUGGCUUAUGUCACGUGUCUGGGUUGUAAAUUGCAGCGUGGAUAGUCCUUGACUUUAUGAUUGUAAUUGGACCCAGACUUGUUAUAAUUCCUGCCUGGCUGAGGAAUUCUGGGAAUUGAAGUUCACAAGUCAUAAAAGGGCCAAGUUUGAAGACCUCUGUAGUAAGUCACUGCAGUUGUUAAGCAGUUCACCAUGCCUGAUUUUCUGACCGUUUUGCGAUGGUCGUUAAGCAGAUCGAUUUUAUCCAAUUGAUGUUUUUGGGAAACUGGAAAGUAAAUGCCAGAAACGCACAAAAAAACAUGGAAAAUUGCGGUCACCAAGGGCUGUAAAUAUGAGCCAAUUGCCAAGCACCCAAGAUACGAUCACAAAUGCAUGUGAAGGAUGAGGCGAGCUUCAGAACUUUAAAAUUGGGUCCUAAGUACCUUUCAGAGGGGCUGCCGUAACUGGAAAGAGUUGCUAGGCAACCGAUUGUUAAGUGAGGACUACCUGUAAGAGCAUAAAAUUCAAAGGACUGUCAUGCAGGCUGAGCUGAACCUAUCGUGGCAUCUGUCAGAAUCUAGUUUGAAUCUCUGUAACUCCUUUUCAUGCAUUUGGAUGUAAAUGGACACUCCCAAGUCUCAAAGGGGCUUUUGCAAGAGGCAGCUGGACUGACUUUCUUGUUUUUCUUUGAAGACGUUUCACUUCUCAUCCCAGAAGCUUCUUCAGCUCUGACUGAAGCUUCUUGGGUGAGAAGCGCAACGUCUUCAAAGAAAAACAAAGUCCUUGAAAAAGCAUCUUUGACUGAGCAUCUCAUAGACAUUUGGACACUCCCAAGUUUUUCCUGCCCUUUUCCUGCCUUUGUUAACUGUUUUGAACAUUAUUUUGUGACCUUUUGCAUUGGCCUAAUAAAGGUAUGGCCCUGACAGGUGUACAUUUAAUUUUUCCAACAAUUUCCCCCAAAGCUAGUUCAUGAAAUUUAAAUUUGGAGCAAGGUGAGCCUCACAACUAACAUUUUCCCCCAUUGCUUCCUUCUGUCCUUUUCUGACAAAUUUGAAUGUUUCCUGACUUUCUGUGCCCCCUAGUGGACAUACAUGAUCACAACUUGAUGCUACUGUAUAUAGCAUGUCCCAGGAUAAUAAACGUUUAUUUCUGCGCAGCAGCAUUCGACA